This is a messenger RNA of Pocillopora meandrina, 10138 nucleotides long. The record is from the annotation of a GenBank genome assembly. Lineage: Eukaryota; Metazoa; Cnidaria; Anthozoa; Scleractinia; Pocilloporidae.
AUGCUCGUAGCGUUUGCAGGGAAUGGCUUCCUCAUCUACAUCGUGUGGAAGAAACCUGAAGUCAGAUCACUGACAAGCUUUAUGUUCGUCAACAUGGCCAUCGCUGAUUUGCUUGUAACCCUGAUUGUGAUGCCCUGGUCGAUUUCCACAAUAUAUACAGACGGUUUGUGGAUGAUCCCGGGAGUAUUUGGAAAAGUCAUGUGUAAAGGUGUUGUAUACACUGCCUAUGUCACUAUAACAGCAUCCGUCCUCUGCCUGACGUUCAUGGCGAUCGACAGGUACUAUGCCAUCGUUCAUCCCCUCCGCCGCCAUCUUUGGUUUCGAAAGCCUAAACUAACCGUUCCAUUUAUUUGGAUCGGCUCACUGGUCUCCAUGUCCAUUUUCCUUGUUAUUCAAACCGUGGAAGACUACAAUAAUUCUUCCUAUUGCAUGCUAUCUGUUUACAUCUUGGGUGAUCCAGAUAGGGCUCUUCGAGGAAUAUACCUCCUCCUUUUCGUCGUCAACUAUUUCAUCCCCUUAGCCGUUAUUUCUUGCCUGUAUACCAUCACUGCAUGGAAUUUAUGGUUCCAUGUUGCACCUGGAGUAAAUAAUUUGAGAGGAAAUCGAGCGCAACUGGAAACCUCCAAGAGGAGAGUGGUUCGGAUGCUCAUUAUUGUUACCUGUGCCUUUGCCCUCUGUUGGCUUCCACCACAAGUGGUCCACAUGAUGCAAAUUAUUCACGCAUCUAAGGCUUACCUACAUAUACAGCCGAUUGUCAGCUUUGUGUGUUUUUGGUUUGGACACGCUAACAGCGCCGUUAACCCAUGGCUGUACAUUUUUCUGAGUACCAAGAUAAAUACAGCAUUUACCAGGAUCGUCAGUAGAAAAAGCAGCCGGUUGCCUUCAAGUCUCACCAUCAAAACAUCAGAUGCCGUCUUACCACCUGAAGAUGAAGCAAUCCAGAAAGAAUCAAGAAUAUAAUGUCUCUCAUAACAUGAAAGUUUUAUUAUUAAUUUGGUAACUGUAAGAUAAAAACUCGCUUAAAACGGAUUUGCGUAUUACUAAUUAUAUAAUAUAAUACAAACACCUAUAUACGGUUUCAUAAAAGCUAUUGUAGUAAUCCGAGUAGUUUCAUGAGAAAUUGACAAUUGCAACUAAAUUUCGACAAGAACCGUUCCGUGUAUAUGCAUACCGUUUUCGCGAUAAUAAUUUAAUUUUAACCAUUUCAGGUUAAAAUUACCUGUUUUGAAAGGAGAUUUGUAAAAGCCUUCGGUUAUGACAUACACAAUUAAAGCAAAAGAAAUGCUUUUGGACCAAGAAUCGUCUCAUUCCGUUUAGAAUGGAGCGCGCCAACCACUUGGCCACCCGAUCUCCCUCAAGGUUGUAAUAUUUGUUCUUUCUUUUUUCUCUGAAUUUGUUCUGAAAUAAUACAAUCUUGAACAAAAAAAAACAAACAAACAAACAAACAAAAAAAUAACUUAAAAAAAAAGAGAAAAUGAACCUAAUAUUCAGGGCCUUGGACAUUUCAGAAGAGUAUAGAGAAAUAGAGUUCAAUUUUCAGAACUAUCCAGCAAAUUUUGUUGUUGUUGUCGGUGUCAAACGAGGUAUUUCACAGUCAUUACCGGCGAUCUAGCUAAUAAGCGAACUAGCUAAUUAACGCGCGCGAAAAGCGCAAUUCACCUGUCCGCUAUCUACUAGUUUGGUUUGUUUAUUCAUAAUUUUCUCAUUGAUACUAACCAAUCGUUCCUCACAGUUUUCUUUAAUUCUGUAGCACACGAUGAUAGUUUCAGCUGAAAUCCAAGUGAGAGUUCUGUGUAAUGGGGCGUUAAUUUUGUUUUUUAGGUUUCAAGUGUCAUAGGCACAAAAUGGGGACAAUAAGAAAAAAUGAGAUUUUCAAGGGGAACUCGGCAAUACCUCGACAGAGUACCAUAAGAAAUAUGCACUUUAUUUUACAACGAGCAAGCAGCUGAGAACCUGAAAAAAUAAUCUGAGGCCUCGUUAAGAAUUUGAACAUCAGACCUUCCCAUAGUGCCUUAAACUACGGAGCUGCGUUACAAGCCAGUCCAGCAUACUGAUAAGAUCGGAAAUCAGUAUUUGCUUGAAUAUUCAUCGGAAACUUUCGAAGAGAUGGGGGAGACUCUGUGACCCUUAGUAGGUGGAGUGGGAACACUCGCCUUCUCAUAUGUAGUUGUGGCUUGAGUUCGACUCAGCGAUUUUGGCGAUACUUGUGGGUUGACUUGGUUACUGUUUUUUUUUCUUCAGUUAUCCUAAUUUUUCUCCCAAUAUUGAUAACAUCUAUAUCAUUUUAGGAUUAUCAAGAAAAAAUAAGAAUUCCCGUGAAGAAAAUAACCGCAAUUGCUCUUGGAGAAGAGGUGGAAAAAAAAAACAAAGCAAGGAACGUCUCAGUGAACACGAAGAAACAAGUAUCAAAUUCCUAGAAGAGGCCAUCAAUUGCAUACCUCUCGCAAUUGAGGAUGGAGCUGAUUUUGAAAAUGCCGCUUUCAUUUUUAACCUCCAGCCGGGCAGUUUAUUGUUAUAGCAGGAAAGGGUCAUUGGCAAUAUUAAUUUUCUGAGGAUGGCAGCAACAAUAUAACCUGUAAAUGUGUCCGCAAACCCUGGUUGAUGUACCUCUGGAACAAAGGCACAUUUGGUUUUUCUAGUAUCACCUUGUUAUUGUUUCUUGCUGAAGUAGUCAUCAAGGUUUUUAGGUUUAAUGAAGUGUAAUCUUGAAUAGCUAAAUGUAGGUUUUAUUUCUCAUUUAGUUGUGCAUUUGAAAGCCUCAAACACUCUAGCCAAAGGUACCGGUUUAGUUAAUUUCUUUGCGAUAUACAGAACGUCAUUGCCUUCGUAGUUCCCGAUCGCUAUGUUCUGAAAGCUGCUCUUGUAGACUAAAUUGUUGAAUAGUAAUAAGUAAAUACAGGGAGAUUUUGGCUGCGACCUCCCUUUGAAAAGGCCUCUAUGGAAAAAGAGAGUGUUGUGAAGUGUUCUUACGAUGCAAGGUUUUUUAAGGUUAGCAUUCGAAGAUUGUGCCACUCCUACCCCCUUACGAUAGGUUCCAUUUUUGUCUUUCUCCUCUGGUCGUGCAAUUACUUGAAAUUUUGUCUCUAAACUGGUCGUGUUGAGUACUUUAUUUUUAGUUUCCUAAAUGCCACUCGUAAAAGUUUAAGCUGAUUAUUGUAUAGUCGUUGUACGAGUCUUAUUAGAAAAGUUUAAAUAUCUCGGGGUUUUUAUGGACCCAACACUUUCUUUGAAGUCCCACAUUAAUUUCUUUGGAAAGAAGAUCUCGUCUAGAUUAGAAAUGUUGCGUAGAGCACGAAAGAUCUUGCCUCAGUCAUCCUGUAUCAUUUUGUACAACGCAAUGAUACUCCCCCUUUUUGAGUAUUGCUCAGUUGUAUGGGAUAGUUCUGGGGCUAUAUCUAAAGGGUAUCUUGAUAAACUUAAUGGGCGUGUGGCGAGUAUUAUCUUAAAUAGGGCUGUGAGUGAAACAGAUAUUAUUCGUAUUCUUGGUUGGCCUAACCUUCAGUCUUGUAGAGACUAUCUUAAAUGCAUGCUGGUUUUCAAAUCUACGAACGGCUUAGCACCUUCCUACCUAUUGAGUGAUUUUACUCGAGCUAAGAAAUAUCAUACAUAUAAGACCAGGCACAGGGAUUUGAUUCGUCUUCCUUUGCCCAAAAGCACUAAAUAUCAAGGCAGUUUUAGAUAUAAUGGUGGGUGCACUUUUAAUAAUCUGCCCAAAGCAAUAAGAUCGCUGGAAAGCCCUUAAACUUUUAAAACUGAGUGAAAGCGGUUUUUUAAACAGAUUUAAUUAGUUAUAUAGACUUUGUAUGUAUUUUCUCCGAUGAGUUUUACUUUUGUCUGUCAAUUUUAAGUAAGUUUGUAUUGUCAAAUUUUGUUUUUGCAGGGCUCUCUUUAAACUAGGGAUGCUAAAUGUGAUGUCCCUGUUUAAAUAUUGUUUAAAUAAAAUAAAUAAAUAAAUAAAUAAAUAAAACGCUUUAUUAUAACAUAGCGUGGGUGCUUGCUUGAGGUCAACUCUGUCUUUAAGUAAGUAUCCUGAGAAAGAUAGUAAGUUUAUCAUACAAAUUUGUCGAAACGUCCACAGAUCGAGAGAUAAGCGAAGCAACUACGUCUGCAUUCACCUUUAAUGAAAAAACCCCGAGAAAUCAGUCACAUUUGAAAACGCUUUAUUAUAACAUAUCGUGCGUGCUUGCCCUAUAUAAGUCCUAUUGAGCUGCUAUGAACAAAAUCUUUAUUUACGUAUGCCCGUACGUAAAUAAUAUGACGUGAGCGUUUUUUUUACUUGGCUUCAGAGUUUCCGUCCUUUAAUUGGGAAUUUACUAAAACCAAAACAAUCACAAUUGCACUCUAUCACAAUAAAAGGCUUCUUCGCGCAGAUCGUUGUUGUCGCUCUGUUUUCUAUAAAAGAAUUUGCUCAUGCUUUUAGCUGUGCGUAUAUCGAGUUAUGGAUGCACUUGAGAUAAUAACGUAACGUCAGAAGACUCGUGUUCUUCUAGUUUAUUGUUAUGUUUAGAUCUAGAUUUGAUGCGCUAUAGUGUACUGCACCAUUACCUAAAAAUAAAAAUUUGGUCAUCAUCAACUAUAACUGCCGUCGUCUCCAUUUAGGGCAGCAGAGGUUUUCAUAUGUCAGACACGUUCACCCAAAGUGUAGGCGGUAGAUAUAAUCCAAUGAUCAACAAUCAUUGUUAAUAUGUGUUUUGGCGUUCAACUUGACAAAAUAUUCAUUUAGUUUGGGUUUCCUCAUUUCUUGUUUACCAAAUGGGUUAUCCAUCUAAAAUGGAAAUUUUAAGGAAAUUUUUUACUUUAAUUUUUUAUAAGGAAGAGACUUUUAUCAUUCUAUUUUGUGAUCAGCAUUUGUCAUGUUCUGCUUGCAUUUAAAUACUACUCUGAAUCAGGUGAAGUCUCCAGAAUCACGUUUUAAUCUAAACUAUGAUGGAACUUGUAAAAUAAUCAUCGAAGGCCAUCUUAGAUUAAAAAUUUGAAAUACGUCUUCGGGUCAGUGAAAAUAACGAAAUCUUUUCAUUUGGGAUUUAUUUGGCAAGGAAAUUGGGGAUUUAAGAUCCAGGACUGUAAAUAUUAUAAAUGAAGGAGGAGACAAGAUAUGGGAGUUUCUUCAGUUGGAUUCGAAAAGACAGAUCGAAAAGUUAGAAAAGACACCCACUGUAAUCCGCUGUAACAAUAAAUUAACCAUGUAAACAUAUUUUCCAAAAUUCUGAUCACAAGAAGGUCUUAACGAAAACCGUGUUCUCACGCAAUACAUACGAAAUAAAAAAUGAUAACAAAUUGAACAUUUCUCAGUUAUCUUGAAAACUGAUAAGUCUUUAAAAAAUAUCCACAGUGAUAGCGUAGGCAUUCUGCACGCAAAAAAAGUAGCAUAUAAAAAGUAAACAUAUUUCAGUAAUUUUUAUGAAAAAAAAGAGUACGGUAUGUUACCACACAAUCAAAACAAAAUAGGAAAAAAGAUUAAAAAUGAAACAAUUUGAAUUGACGUAAUUCGAAAUUGAAACUGUAAAAAUUUGAAAGAAAGAUGUGAUCAAGGUGUUUUGGUUGAAUUUUACGAAGCGAUCACCAUGCUUGAAUCUUCACGCAUCGUGGAUUCACUGUACGGCCUCUCUUUUUGAAGUUAGAAACAUUUAAAAAGUGCAAGAGAAACAAAAAACAGGUUUUUAAAAACAUUAUGAGUGGAAGACACAUUUGAUAUUGGUAAUUUUCAGCUAUUUAUUUAGGAUCGUAUGUGUGUGAUAAUUAGAACUAUCCUGUCAAUGUUGCCUCAUCAGCGCGUCGAAAGUGUCUCGAAUCGGGAGAUUGUUUAAGGCAGAAGAUGUUUUAAUUUAGAAAUAUUUACUUUUCUUUCUCAAGGUAUUACUUUUCGUCAUUUUCCAUCACUUGCCGUUAGAUGACAAACCAGGUUUUAAGAGAAGAGGACAAUAGGAUUGGUUCCGUACUGCAUGCAGUCGACUUUUUACUCUUUUGAUUACACUGAAAAAAAAACAAAAUAAAAAAAAAAAAAACGGAAAAACCUGAAGAACUAAGGUUCGAGUCCUCGCCUGGUUAUAAUAAUAUAAUAUAUCCUAGGCCCCGCCUUCGUGAAAAAUGGCUUCAAUCUUUUUCCAGAAACGUUUUAGACUGAUUUAUGCGUCCGAUGCAGAUGUUAUCAGACGUUAUAAUUUGCAUAUCUUGGGACGAGAGGAAAUAAAUUUGUAUAUGGUCGGUGCCAACAAUAGCAAUUCGUAAUUUCAAAUUUUCCACAUGUUCGUGGAUGAGACGAAAGUUGUAAGAACAAAAACGUGCCACACCAAGCACAGCCUAGUGUGACACUGUGAGUUACUACUGAAGAGACCCACGGCAAUAUUUAUUUGCUUAAAUAUUGAUUAUCGGGAUGCCAACGAGGAGUCUGUCCUUCAAUUGAACAUUAGUAAAAACUCAUCCAAAUGAGUGUGAUUUAUCUUGUUAUACGAAGCUAUGGCGGAGUAUAGCGAGUGUUUAUCAGGUGUAUAACUUAACAGAAAAAGCAGUCAGACAGAAGUUUUUCUCGUAUUUUUGUUUUCUUUGGUACCUAUGCCCUCUGGGCCAAACUGGCUUUACGAAACUGCUCGAAUUUAUUAAAGAAAAGGAGGUAAACGUUUUGGCAAAAAGUUUCAAAUUUCAGUUGUUUCUAGUAAUUAUUACGGAAAUGCUAGAUGAUGGAGGAAUUAGGUGAAGUUUCUUUAAAUUAAAAAGAGUGUGAUAAAUGAAUGAAAUUGAAAUAUUUCGUUAAAAAUUCCGAGUCAGUUGAUGAUAACGAAAGAAAAUACCCCGACUUCUCUGACUUUUUUUGUAAUUUUUCCAUCUGAAGUUCAUAGUUAUUACCAAUCAAGCUUUCAGAGCAGCGAAUAAUUUUGUAAGUAUCCGAAAUCGGUCGGGUGGUCACACUUUAAGAGGUUGGCUUGCGGAAUCUCUAGAGUUGGGUUACAUCACGUACAACCUUUCCAUAUAAAAUUACAAUUUGAAACCUGUUAAUUUUGAUGGUUUUAUUAAUUAUUAUCGGCUUAACGCUUCUGAAAGUCGUGAUAAUAAAAUUAUCUUUUAUCUGUUUUUAUUUUUUUAGCAUGAAAAGUAAGACACGUGCAUUGUGUCUGAUCACAGUUUCUCUACUCACCAAGCCUCCAUGACCUUCAAAACAUAAAAUGUCAUUUUGUCAAUGGGCAGCUAGCUGUGGGUUCGUUUUUUGUUCGGAGCCAGUUGAGAAGUGAUUUGGCCUCUGAAAAAUUCAAGCAUUUGCGAGACUUCUUGGAAACUUCAAAUUUCUUAAUCUACAGAUUAACUUUAAAUAUUGGGAAUUUUGGAUCAAAUGCAUCUAUUAAUGAUGCAUGACACAAAAAGAUGGAUAACAUGGAGAUGUAAAGUGUGAAAAAAGUGGGAUGACAUCUCUGAAUAAAUUCCGUCUCUAUGCUUUUCUUUUGUUCUGAAAAACCAGAAGAGUCGUCGUUACGGACAUAAAUGCAAUAUUUGUUUUUCCAAACCAAUGUAUAUCAGAGUUGCAAUCCUUUUAAGGUCUUUUAACCCUCCUAAUGUAGCUUAGUUAAAAAUUGAUCACGUAGGCAUCCUCGUUUGAUACAAGCACUUUGAUCGUCGCUUGAUAAUACGAGCACUUUGAUCGUCGCUAGAUAAUACAAGCGCUUUUAUUUCACACGGUUCAACCGUACCUGCAAUUUCCAGACAUAAAUUCGUUACUAUAAGUUGUUAUAUAGACCUAAGACUGCACAUUAAAUGACUAUUCCUCGUUCUUUCAUCCAAGCCAACCGAGCCACCACAUAUUUAGACCUAAGACUUAACAUGUGCACCAUUAAUCCUCGUUCUUAGAUAGAUACACUCGACUCCCGUUAUUGCGGACAACCUCGAAAUGAUCCGAAAUGUGAUGUGUGCUUUCCCAUGAUUAUGCAGGCUAUGAAAACACAGUGUAAGAAAACACAUUAAUAAGGAAUUUGUCUCCACUUUCUGUGCAUUGUUACGAUCAACCAUCGUAGAAUUCUAAAUAACAAGUCUUGCGUUGCGAGACGCCAUUGACUUAAAGCUAAAUUAUCAUCUUCUUAUGAAACUAAAUUGCGUGUUAUUUGCACGGUCUGUGAUUGAUUCACAGCUGUUCAUGAUCAAGAACAAACCGACAAAUUCACAAGGAAGUAAAAUGACAUACAUAGAACAUAAUUUCGCAACUUCCCCAGAUUUCCUUCACUUUCCUACAUUUUCCUAAAUUAAAAUUGUUUAUUCCAUCGAAGGCAACUUUCUCUCUGGUUCGUCAUCUUGUUCGUGAGACCACUUGGCUAAUUAUUCACUAAAAUGAGUUUUAAAAUACGGAGCACCUGCCUUAAGACUCGCGAGAAAGUAAAAAAUAUCCCUUUUGAGUUAAUUUUGAAUUUCCGCAAGUAAAGAGGGUUUCCUUUUUGUUUGUUUGUUUUUUAUACUCAAGUUUAUGAAUUAAAAUCAACGAGGAGAUCUAAAGAAAAAGUGGGAUUAUUUAUAGGAACUAACUGUAAAUGAUAUGACUUUCAAAGCGGAAGACUUAAGCCCGCGUUGUACGUGCUUUGACAAUUGAUAUGAGGCAUGUUGGAUUUGAGAUCCAUUUGAGGACUCCCACACUCAAACAUUUAUGUCUGAUAUUUCUGUCCAGCUGUCCAGAAGAGAUGCGACCGAGAACCGCAUUAAUAUUCAUAGCAAAUCAUUUUGAAAUGGUUAAAAAAAGGAAGGGAUCAGGAAUAAGCUCUUUAGUUAAGCAGGGUUCAUCAGUCUCGGGCCAUUGAAUUCUCAAAACGUUGGACAGGAGAAGCAACCUUAUCGAUCUCCAAAGGUAUACCGUGUUUCUUAUUUCAGAUCAACCUGAAAAAACGCUUGGAUCAGUGCGGUUGAAAUGUAAAUUUUUCCCAACCAAACCUCAACUCAAAGUGACUCAACCAAAGUGAACUUUGUUAAAAAAAAAAAAAAAAUUUUAAUGUUUUUGUUUCCUUUGAAAUUACAAUCGAUUCCUCUCACCACAUCCCAGGUUGGUAUCGAAUAAGAUUUUAGGGGGGCCAUGAAUGUUCCCUUUACUGAUUAUUUAUUCAGUAAUAACAGUCUUAUCCUAUUAAACUUUAGCAACAGAAAAAAACAGGAACUAAAGAUGAAACCAGAUACCGAGUGGAUUGUUUUGACAGUCCUCUACGCCAUCACGAUGCUCGUAGCGUUUGCAGGGAAUGGCUUCCUCAUCUACAUCGUGUGGAAGAAACCUGAAGUCAGAUCACUGACAAGCUUUAUGUUCGUCAACAUGGCCAUCGCUGAUUUGCUUGUAACCCUGAUUGUGAUGCCCUGGUCGAUUUCCAUAAUAUAUACAGACGGUUUGUGGAUGAUCCCGGGAGUAUUUGGAAAAGUCAUGUGUAAAGGUGUUGUAUACACUGCCUAUGUCACUAUAACAGCAUCCGUCCUCUGCCUGACGUUCAUGGCGAUCGACAGGUACUAUGCGAUCGUUCAUCCCCUCCACCGCCAUCUUUGGUUUCGAAAGCCUAAACUAACCGUUCCAUUUAUUUGGAUCGCGUCACUGGUCUCCAUGUCCAUUUUCCUUGUUAUUCAAACCGUGGAGGACUACAAUAAUUCUUCCUAUUGCAUGCUAUCUGUUUACAUCUUGGGUGAUCCAGAUAGGGCUCUUCGAGGAAUAUACGUCCUCCUUUUCGUCGUCAACUAUCUCAUCCCCUUGGCCGUUAUUUAUUUCCUGUAUACCAUUACUGCAUGGAAUUUAUGGUUCCAUGUUGCACCUGGAGUGAACACUUUGAGAGGAAAUCGAGCGCAACUCGAAAGCUCCAAGAGAAGAGUGGUUCGGAUGCUCAUUAUUGUUACCUGUGCCUUUGCCCUUUGUUGGCUCCCACCACAAGUGGUCCACGUGAUGACAGUCAUUCACGCAUCUAAGGCUUACCUACAUAUACAGCCGAUUGUCAGCUUUGUGUGUUUCUGGUUUGGACACGCCAAUAGUGCCGUUAACCCAUGGCUGUACAUUUUUCUGAGCACCAAGAUAAACACAGCAUUUACUAGGAUCGUCAGUAGAAAAAGCAGCCGGUUGACUUCAAGUCUCACCAUCAAAACAUCAGAUGCCGUCUUACCACCUGAACAUGAAGCAAUCCAGAAAGAAUCAACGAUAUAA